Molecule: messenger RNA, 3436 nt
Organism: Anarrhichthys ocellatus (wolf-eel)
Lineage: Eukaryota; Metazoa; Chordata; Actinopteri; Perciformes; Anarhichadidae
Gene: ammecr1
Product: AMMECR nuclear protein 1
Exons: 6
Coding region: 1120-2136 (338 amino acids)
Source: RefSeq, a predicted model, not a curated record
CUUCUAAAUUGCACAUUUGAUACCCCCAGAAGUAUCUACGCAGGAUGUGUAGCAACUGGGCGCAACGCACUUUCUGAAUCCGCUUCCGGCGUGCAGACGACACCGAUGCUUGUGCACACACAGGCUGAUCACAGGGUUUUCACCCGAACAGCGCUGAAUGGUAGCAGCUGAGAGGCGGGUGCGGAGCGAGGGUUGCCAAACCCGGAGGAUUUCUCACGGCUCGCGGACUAGAAUGCUCUUCUAUAUGUAUCCCCAUGAACGGAUGACAGCCUCCAAACAAACCUACACUGAAAACUUUCAGUUCUACAUUUGACGCGGAGCUGCCAUUGAGAUUUUAUUUCCUCCUUUUUUUUUUUAAACCAGGUCCAAGAACAGGCAUCAUGCAGGUGCAAACUGUGGGCUAACGUUUCUGAAAUGAUUUGCUCGGCGCUGACGCUGACGCGUUUCAUUGUGCCAUAUAACCCCGCAUUGUCAGAUGCCAUUUUACUCUGCGUUAUCCCAGCGUCCGGAAUAUUCCAACAUACUGGGCCUGUUGUGCAAUUAGAAGUUCGUGAGGCAGUGGCAAAACACGCUGGUGCAAUGAGAAGCUACGCUGUCCAAGGCAUUGUGCGCAAUUCGUGCUGAAGCUUAUGGGUCCUGCGUACUCAAGCUCCCGGCUUCCACUUGAAGAGGUGUGCGGCUGGGCUACAGCGCACUGGCUGUCGGCUUCACAUCUGGACCGCCCCACUACUGUCAUCUGCGGCCUGUUCCGACUGUGCACUCCCUGGACUUGUAUGUUUUAAGGAGAACUGACUAAUAUCGCCUCGGCUGGUGUCGUGUUAAGGAAAAGGGGCGAAUAUUUGGCUUGGACUUGGUGUUAUCGGUGAUCCACUGGAACACCGUGGUCCAAAGCUGGACUGGCUUACUACUCGUCCAGCUAUGGAUUUUGCGUAGCAAAGUCACGCAUUUUUAAAGGCAACGCUAGGGUGACAUUGCAGUCUUCUCACCACAUCGGUUAUUUCGUCGUCCGAUAAAAAAAAUAAAAGAGUGGAAGUGGAGUAUUGUCCGUCGCACGUAUCAGCGCAGUGGGAUUUCUACGUCUGCUCUGCGUCCCCCCCCACCCUUCCCGCGGUGACGGUUAUGGGUCGGAAGCGGUGUGUCGGUGCAGAUUGUUCCAAGAUGGCGGCCGGGUGCUGCGGGGUGAAGAAGCAGAAACUGUCGGGAUCGCCCGGGUCGGGGGGUCCCGGCGGGGUGGGGGCGGGAAGCGGGGUGGCAGGAACCGGACAUUGUGGCUCGGAGUUGGGGAUUGGCUCCUCAGCCACCGUUGCAGCAGCGGCGAACAUGAGCAGAUCCAACGGCCUGGGGGGACCCGGGGGUAACGUUAGCAGCAGCAGCAGCAGUAGUAGUGGCGGUAGUGGUAUCAGCGGCACGAACGCUCUGUCCACAGCCCCGGCCGGUUACUCUUCAUCCGGCCUCUCCCCGAAUAUCAGCUCUGGACCUGGUUCGGGAAGUGGAGGCAGGAAAAUGGUCGUCUCAGCGGAGAUGUGCUGCUUCUGUUUUGACGUGCUUUAUUGCCAUCUGUACGGAUACCAACCUCCGAGAACACCCAGGUUUACAAAUGAUCCCUACCCGCUGUUUGUCACAUGGAAAAUAGGCAGAGACAAGCGGUUGAGGGGUUGUAUAGGUACAUUUUCUGCCAUGAAUCUGCACUCAGGACUCAGGGAGUACACCCUUACCAGUGCCCUUAAAGACAGCCGCUUCCCCCCUAUGACAAGGGAUGAGCUGGCUCGCCUCUUCUGCUCAGUGUCUCUUCUCACCAACUUUGAAGACGUCGGUGAUUACCUUGACUGGGAGGUGGGUGUUCACGGUAUUAGGAUAGAGUUUUUCAAUGAAAAAGGAUCAAAGCGCACCGCCACCUAUCUACCAGAGGUUGCAAAGGAGCAAGGUUGGGACCACAUUCAAACCAUAGAUUCCUUACUACGAAAGGGAGGUUACAAAGCUCCCAUCACAAACGACUUCAGGAAGACCAUUAAGUUAACCAGGUACCGUAGCGAGAAGAUGACAAUGGGUUAUGCAGAGUACAUCGCCCACCGCCAGCACCAUCACUACCAGAAUGGCAUCGGGCACCCUCUACCACCCUACAACCAUUAUUCCUGACAGCGAGCCGCAUGACCAAUCAUUGGACCUCUCCGCGGACCUUUUCCCAGGAGAGCCCGCCCCCUCCUGGUCUAGCUAUUUCUACUACUGUACCAUUUUAUGAUGAUAGUUUCCGUUGCCAUGCUGGCCGUCUCCCAGACGUUGACAUGGCAACGGGUGGCAACGAAGCAUCAUUUGAUUCUGGCAAGAAAUCCACAUUUCUGUUUCUUUGCCCGUGGUUACGUUUUUGCAGCAUAUGUAUACCAAUAUCUACAACGCCCCUAUCUAUUAAUCUUUUUGAAAAUUAAACGACUAUUAGAUUGUUUUCAGCAAACCUAAUCCGGUGUUUGAUUCUGUGGAUGGAAGGAAGUCUUUUUCGGUGCAUUAGUCUCGCGCUUAUAUUGUUUAGGCUUUGCUACAAUUUUACAUUAUCUAAAAAUAAAAUAAAAAGAUCUUAUUUUUUCCUUUUCUUUAACUUACUAUCCAGACAUGUAUGCCAUGUAGCAAGGCAACUGCAGUUCUCAAAGGCUGUGUCGUCUCUAUUCUGACUCCUCUCAAAAAAAACACAAAAAAGUGGUUGACUGUUGAGCCUUGUUAACUCGUAGUGUUGUAGUUGGAACUAUAUAUAUACCGGGAUCUGUAUACUCCAAAGUCUAGAUUGUGGGAUUGUGAUGCCCUUUUGCUGGUCGUGUGUAUUGUUUGCGCUCACAGUCGUGUGUGUUCUUCUGUGUGGGUAUAGAUAUUGAUCUGCCACAAGAUGAAAACCAGUAGAGUGAAUUAGAAAUUAGAUUUUUACCUAAAGAUUCCCCACAGAGAUUUUUUGUUUUUUGAAAAUCCUCUCCUCGGUAUUUGUAGUGUUUUGUGGUGGGACCUGUACACAACGGACUGAGUUUGUUUGGCUAGAGCUUUCAGCCGCGCUCCCUCUUUUCUGUUUAACUUUUUUAAAUGUACGGUAGUCUGCGGAGGAAGCCAUGUUGUCUGAGGAUAAUCACAUCAGGGCGGGGGAUUUCUUAAUGUCAAAGUGGAUCUUGAUUGCCUCGCAUUGGAGAGGGUGAGCAGGCGCAACUACAGAUCCAUAGGGGAAAAAACAAAAAAAUAAUUUGCAUGAGCAGUGCUUUCAUUUGAAUUGACUGUCUGUUGGUUUCUGAGUUUACUGGCAGGGAGUUACUUGACAUGCUAUAGCUAAAGCCAUAUUCUCCUUUUAUUCCACACUUUGUAAUAGUAACCAGUUUGGAUUGAAGUGUUUGCAUUCGGUACCACUUUGUUGAUAACCUCAUAUAUAUAUGUAUGUAUGUAUAUAUAUGUAUGUAUAUAUAUGUAU